AUAGAGGAUGCAUGGGUGAAAUAUAUUGAGGAUGAUAGUUGGAUGAUUUGUAGUAGACAAGGAGAGAAUAAGCCACGACGGUGUAUAAUUUAUGUAUAGUAUAUUUGACGGCAAGCUUCUGUUCGAACAGGGUUUCUCAUUCCAUCUGAUCCUGCGUCUCUCCCUCGCACCGCCAACUGCCCCUCCUCCAUCUCUCUCCUUUCCGCUCCUGAGCAUAGAGCAUUUGCUUCCGCGGUCCACACACUCCCCUUCAUGCCCACUGACCACGACGACAUGGCUACCAAACCACCCCAGUCGCUCCCGUCUUUUGCACAAACAUUCGGUGGGACCCCAACGUUCGCUAGACUAUCUGAAACGAACAACGCGUUACCCCCCAUACAUCAUCGACCACCCUCCUUUGAACGCAAUCGCGGCUCUCCCGCUCAGGCCUCUCCGCGGCCGCAGCAGGCUGAGACGAAACAGCCCAGCAGGAAACGCUUACAUGUCGAAUCGUCGCCAGGAGAAAAGGACGAGAGAGGGACUCCGGAGGGGCGUCGAUCACCUCGCAUCGUUCGCAUCAAGGAGGAGGCAGACUAUGACGCUGUUCCUCCCUCGACACAGUCUCGGCCUGCCUCUCGUCAACGGGAGGAGCGGGUCUCUCUUCAAGCAGCAUCUUCUGCCUCAAAUCCGUCCAAAAGACGUCGUGUAACAAUCAGCGGGAUGUCGCAGUCGAUCAAUACAGACGUCAGACGGCCUUCGGUCGAUAACGGGAUUUCUCCUGUCGUCAUGGGUUUCACAAUACAGCGGGAUGACCCCUCCGCUUUGGAGCAGGUUCGUUCAAUGCUCACCGUGAAACAAAAGCAGAAGGAGCUUAUUGAACAGCGGAGAAAUUCUGUUGCCGGUAUACCACCACCUACUGCACCUCCGACUGUGAAUAUCGUGAACCCGCGUACCGGGUCCGAAGAACGUCAAGGCUCCACGCCUAAGCCAACUACUCGAGGCGGGGGACGCAGUCCCAAUCUCUCUGCGGGUGUUGGCGGGCCCAGGCGGUCUGUUGUGGCUUCUUCUUCUGCGGCACCUCCAGCGCCGAGUCAGACCCAAGCGUAUUCCAACGCUCGUCAACCGAGCCCUGCAGCGCUGGUUGUUCCCACACAGCAACGUCGAGAAAGUACAUCCACAAAUACUCAGCCUGCACAACCACCUGCACCAGCUGCCUCUGGGCCUGCAACUACUUCACAAACGGCUCACUUACAUCCGCCGCCGCCACCGCCGCCUUCUUCCACUACACACGCAGCUUCACAGGUGUCUACACAUUCGCAACCCCCGCCUGCUCCACCAGCAAAUGCACUCCCUGCUCCACCCAUCAGUUUCUCACGCCGUCGUGCAGGAAGACUGACAGGCGGAGGGAAACCUAAACCUGCUGAUAUCAUGAUAAGUCCCAGGGAUACACAAUCGGAUAGUUCACUGCAACCUAUCAUUCAAAGUGCGCCACCUAUCCCACGGACAGGUCAGGGUCUACCUCCAUCAAGUGGUCGGUCCAUGGCCAUUCCGACUUUGCCUUCAGUAAGUGGUCAUAGGAGAAUGACUUCGGGUCAGGUUCCGCCUACGCCAACGAGAAUCGCUAUGCAGCAGAGACAUGCAGCGUUAGGUCGAUCACCACCUGAUGCGAACGUGCCAAUUGCAACGAGCCUGGUCCCUCCUACGCCUGCAUCGUUCCAUCAUCCAGGGUACUCUGGAGAGAAAUCGGCGUUUUUAGCACCCUUUGAGAUGUUCUAUGAUGCUUUGAACGAUUCGAAGCAGUUGAAGACUUGGCUUGGGGAUCAGUUGCACAAGUCUCAGACUUUGAUGGCCAGCUUGCAGAGACAGCAAGAGCAAUUGGAUGAGACUGUGAAUAGUCUUGUUGACAAGAGGGUGGCUACGAUGCGUGAAGAGGUAUAUGGACUCCGUGUGCGUGUAGACGAGCUUGAACAGGCCUUGCGCACAAGGGGUUCUGGCUCCUCAGGGUACAGUCCUAAUAUGACUGGGAAGACGAAGGGCAAAGCUGCUAAUGGCUAUCCGCCGCAAAUGGGCGUCGUACCUGAGACUUAUACCUUCCCUGCCAUCGAUCCCCUACGUCGUCCGGAACCUAUACGUCGCCUUUCCUCACCAGGGGUGGACCGUGACAACGACCCACGAAGUGUCCCCGGCUCUCACUCAGCUUCUCCCGUUCCUUUCGACGUCGGCCGACGUCUGUCUGUCUCUGCAAUGCGUCUUGACCCUCCUCCAGCUCGACAUCAUGAUCUUUUACCUCCGCCUCCUCCCCCUUCAAAUUCGGGGCCCUCGCGACCGUCUUUCAGCAGUCAUCCGCAUCCACGUGAUCCAGUUGGUGGUGGGUCGCCUUACAAUCACGGUGGUGCUCCUCCGCCUGUAAGUGGUUGGUCACCCAGGAUGUCAAAGUCGAGUCUGCCGACGAGUUCGACGAGGAGUUCAUUGAAUCAGAGUUUGAGUAGUUCAGAUUUGCCGGGCGGUGUGAGGCAUAGUACGUCUGCGCCUGGACCGCCGUUGGGGCAGAGAUAUUCAAUGGAUGCGAGGUAUAGAGAGAGCAGGGAUAGAGAGGAUUUGGACCGUGAACGUGAUCGCGUUAGAGAGAGGGAAGUUGAGAGGGAUAGCGAGAGGGAGAGAGAUCGAGAUCGAGAUCGAGAAAGGGAGCGAGAGAGAGGUGAUCCUCAUCCUGCUAGCUCUCAGUUGACAAGAGACAGCAUCAGCUCGCCCCAACAGAAAUCUCGGCCACGAUCCCCCAUGGACACGAGCUAAACGCGCGGUUUUGUGGUGUUCUUACAAGUUGAGAUGGCUGGAGGAUGAUAUGGCUGCUGCACCUGUCGGUGUAUUGCUUUCUUCUGUUUCUUACUCUUGGGUUUCAUCAUGGCGUCUUGGACUUCCACAUGCAACUCCAACCGAUUCCCCACCACUAUUAUGUCAACUGUGUCUUUCAGAGCCAAGUCGCAAUUCACGGGGCGCGCGAAGGUGAAGAUAUUUCGCCCGCAGAGCUUUAUAGCCGUAAACUUGCUACGUAUUUCGUUGCCCUUUCAUAUUUUCUUUACUUCCCAUUUUUAUUUCUCUUUUUCGUUCUUGAUUGCUUUCGUCUUGGGAUUCCUCGUCAAAGUGUUUGUUUCGUUCGCUGUUUUCUCUGUCAAUGCUUGCUACUUUCAUACCGCUUUGUAACCUCAUCACAACCAAUGUACCACUAGUAUGCAUGCACACCGCUUCUCUCGA
Somion occarium is the source of this 3231-nucleotide messenger RNA. The record is from the annotation of a GenBank genome assembly. NCBI's taxonomy places the organism in Eukaryota, Fungi, Basidiomycota, Agaricomycetes, Polyporales, Cerrenaceae.